This is a messenger RNA of Scophthalmus maximus (turbot), 1801 nucleotides long. Its product is annotated as protein max. Lineage: Eukaryota; Metazoa; Chordata; Actinopteri; Pleuronectiformes; Scophthalmidae. The coding region runs from base 177 to 644 and encodes 155 amino acids. The record is from RefSeq and is a predicted model, not a curated record. Gene Ontology annotation, cellular component: RNA polymerase II transcription regulator complex. Gene Ontology annotation, molecular function: DNA-binding transcription factor activity; protein dimerization activity. The transcript has 4 exons. Gene Ontology annotation, biological process: positive regulation of transcription by RNA polymerase II.
UGUAGGCGAAUCGCGUGUGGAGAGACCGUCGAUCGUCAUGUCUCUGCCGUAGCGCAGCCCCCAGCGCAGCGCCGUGCUCGCAUGUUGUCAUUCGCCUCCGGGUCGUCGCUGCACUUUGUUUUGACAGCGGCUCGUUUUUUUCUUUUUCUCGCACCACUUUCGCUUUUCACCGAAGAAUGAGCGAAAACGACGACAUCGAAGUCGACAGCGAUGCAGACAAGCGAGCACAUCACAAUGCGCUGGAGCGCAAACGCAGGGACCACAUCAAAGACAGCUUUCACAGUUUACGAGAUUCUGUGCCUGCAUUACAAGGGGAGAAGAGCUCUGUUAAACAGGCGUCCCGAGCACAGAUUCUAGACAAAGCCACCGAGUACAUCCAGUAUAUGAGGCGGAAAAACCAUACCCACCAGCAAGACAUUGAUGACUUGAAGAAGCAGAAUGCUCUGCUGGAGCAGCAGGUCCGCGCUCUGGAGAAGGCCAAGGGGAACACUCAGCUCCAGACGAGCUACUCCUCCGACAGCAGCCUGUAUACGAACCGUAAAGGGAGCGCGGUGUCCGCCUUCGACGGAGGGUCCGACUCCAGCUCCGAAUCGGAGCCAGACGAGCCGCCCAACAGGAAGAAGCUGCGUGCGGAGGCCAGCUAGACUCUCUGAGAGGACUCUCUCUACCCACCAGCCCUGACUUCCUCUUACCUGCCUGCACUCAGCCCUGCCUUCUUACGCCUGUCCAGGAGUCGAGGUGGAGACUGAGUGAGAGAGGUACUAUUGUGUAUGAAACGCUUCUACCUUCCUUUUUCCUCCUGGCAAAGCAUCCUCUUGUGGCCCCGAGAAACGACUUUUGAGACCUUCGCAGUGAGGCAGCUGUGCAGUUUUUGAAGGGUUUAAGCUCUUCAAGCCUCAUGAUCACCUUUCAUAAUCUUAAGUGGAGAAGACACGGGGUAUGAGGCUUCAGUAAAGCUACAACAAAAUAACCCUCGUCUUUCUCUCGGUUGUUUUGUACGUCAACUGCAACCAUGUGGAGGAAUUGUCAAACUUUAAAACCUUUUGACACAAUGUUGAUUUGGGAUAAUUUACCCUUUUAAAUAUUCAUACUUUUCCAGAAAAAGAAUGUGAAGUUGCUUUUGAAAAUAAUGUACGGUAUACAAGAGGAGACACCCCCCCCUUCUUCAGUGUAGGUGGCUGAAGUUUUUGUCUUUGACAUUUUAAAUGUUUGUGUAAUCAGAUGAAUCUCUCUAUUUAUAGUGAUGCACCAAAAUUGAUUUCUUAUCCUUAUAUAUUCAUAUGUCUGACCGCCUUCAUGUGUGGCUUGAGAUUUUCCAGAGAACAUACAGGAUGAACUAGUUGACCUGUUGUUUUAGUGUUUUUUUUCACAGGUUCAACUAUUCAUUUCCCUUCUAUUUUUAAUUGUUAUUAAAUAAGAUGUGGGUAUUAAAAAAAAUCCCCUAAUGGAUACUGAAUGUUACGCAAUGCAGUUCAAGGGCAGUGAUCUUUAUUUUUAUUAAUGGAAGUCCAUGUCAGUGUGUAGUAUAUAACACUGUAUACUCUUAAAUGGUGUCAGUUCUGCAAAAGAAAAUCCUUCCCUUGAAAUAUUUGCCUGUGCUGGGAGCGUUUAUCUUUCUAUCCUUUUUUCCCUUUUUUGCAGAGGUAAAUAAGUGUGUAUGUAAUCAAUAUUUGUUGGUUCCAUUCCAUGGAAAUUACAGGUAUGUUGUACAUACUGCCAAUGGUUGUCUUGCAAGUUGAGGCAUACCUUUAUUAUGAGACUAUAAAUAAAACUAUUUUAUCCUUUUGGGAUGUGUUUGUGA